AUGGCGCAGAAGAAAGUCCUCGUCCUUGGCGCAACCGGAGAGACCGGAGCGUCGAUUGUAAAUGCCCUGUUGGAGGCAGGGAAAUUCGAAGUAUCUGCCCUCGUCCGCCCCUCAUCGGCUGAGAAACCGGCCGUUAAAGCGCUCCGGGACCGCAACGUCGAUAUUCGCGUUGUGGACAUCACCACCGACAGUGUUGAGGCGAUCGCUCAGAAACUCUCCGACAUCCACACCGUGAUCAGCGCCAUUGCACCCAAUGCCCAUCUGGCACAGUUGCGCCUGGUGGAUGCAGCAAAAGUGGCGGGAGUCAAGCGAUUUGUGCCCUGCGCAUUUGCGACUGCUGCUCCGUCUGGGGGUAUCAUGGUGAUUCGAGAUGAGAAAGAAGCCGUCUUCCAGCACCUCUGGAAGCAGUACAUUCCCUACACCAUCAUUGACGUCGGAUACUGGCACCAGCUGUCAUUCCCCCGCCUGCCUUCUGGCCGUCUCGACUAUGCGAUGGUGACACCGUCCCCAGCAACGUUCUACGGCGACCCAGACAUCCCCACCGCUGUGACGGACUUGCGCGACGUUGGUCGAUACGUCGCCCUGAUCAUCGAAGACGACCGGACCCUGAAUCAGAAGGUCUUUGUGUACGGAGACUUGAUCACCCAGCGAGGGGCAGCAGAGCUGGUCGAGAAGCUUUCCGGAGAGAAAAUCGGGCCUAUCAACCACGUCACACCCGAAGAACUUCUCGCCCAGAUCGACUCCCUCAAAGCUACCUUCGAUCCCAACGACACUUCUCUUGCGCGGAAAAUUCCGCUCAUCGGCGCCCAGUACAACUACAGCAAGUUCGUCCGGGGCGACAAUCAGCCCGAGCGGGCCGCGUAUCUGGGCUAUCUGGACGGCCGGAAGCUGUACCCGGACUUCCAGCCCAUCUCGUUUGAAGCCUUUCUGAAGGAGGUGGUGGAUGGGAAAGCGAAGAAGGGAGUGAAGACUGGUUCGUGA
Rasamsonia emersonii CBS 393.64 is the source of this 981-nucleotide messenger RNA. Its product is annotated as phenylcoumaran benzylic ether reductase. NCBI's taxonomy places the organism in Eukaryota, Fungi, Ascomycota, Eurotiomycetes, Eurotiales, Trichocomaceae. The coding region runs from base 1 to 981 and encodes 326 amino acids. Gene Ontology annotation, molecular function: oxidoreductase activity. The transcript has 5 exons. The record is from RefSeq and is a predicted model, not a curated record.